UACUGUAUGCAGCGUAAUUUUGUUCCAUGUUCCAUUAGCUGAGCGGCCCUGAGGGCAAGAGGCUUCCGCGUUGGAUUGUCCUCCCUCUCCGGCCAAUUCAUCAUCAGCAGCGCAGAGCAAUGGAUAUGUAACCUUAGUCCGAUGCUGCUGCUGCCUUCUCCAAUACAGCAUUAUCUGCAGUCACCUGCGACUCCGAUAGGCAAUCAAUAUUGAUAGACUGUUUGUAAGGAUUAUAGCCAUAAUGCAAUACGUCGCGGGGGGAAGGCUGGAAUUAUGAAGCAUGUCUAAGGUCACCGUUAAGAAGCUGCACUGGCGUUCGAAAGUGCAGGAGAGCUUCGUCCCACUGGGCGGGGCCUCUGGAGAGCUUGGUGUGGCCAUUGGGGGUGGUGCAGAUUAUGGAGAGUUCCCAUUUGUCACAGCAGCACCUGGAGGUGGAGCCACAGUUGGUGACAUCAUCCUAGAGAUUGGGAGUACACCUGUUCUGGGAUUGACCUUGGGAGACGUCAGAGGGGUUCUGAACUCAUGUCCACAUCCCAUCCGGAUCAAAACAGUCUUACCAGGUUCAACGCUCUGUAAGGAUUUGAGACUGUACCUGAGCAAGUGUUUUACACCAGGAUCCAUGGACAGCCAACUCCAACAGGUCAUUCGAGAGAACCUCUAUCUGCGUGCCGUGCCCUGUACAACCAGGCAACCACGGGACGGAGAAAUCUCAGGGGUGGAUUAUAACUUUGUAUCCAUUGAGGAAUUCUUCUCCCUGGAGGAGUCUGGAGCCCUUCUGGAAAGUGGGAAGUUCAAAGGGAACUACUAUGGAACACCUCGGCCGGUACACAUUGGCCCCGACAGUCCCCCCAUUACAUACCAGGAACACAGAAACCUCCUGAGGAACUUCCGUACCCGCAGCAAAUCGCUCAGCAACCUGGAAAAGGCAGUGGAGGAAGGUGACAACAGUGAGGAAGACUCUGGUCUGUCAGCGGGGUCUGCGGGAGCCAGCAGUGCCCCUCCCACCACAAUUGUCUCACCUAAUCAGACUUGGGACUUAGGCGCUGGGCGGGAUGGAGGUGUUGCCAUGGAGAAUGGGGCACGUGGAGGGGCAUUGCCUGAAAACUGGGAGCUGGCGUUCAGUGACACAGGCGAACCCUAUUACAUCAACCAUAACUCAAAGACCACAAGCUGGCUGGACCCAAGGACUCAGGGCAAAGAGAUUGUCAGCAAGAUGGAGUUACCUGCAUUCACAGAUCAACCAUCUGACCUGAAGGGCUAUUCCAUACACACACGCCUGUCGAAAGGGCCUCGUGGCUUUGGCUUUAACAUUGUGGGUGGCAGCAGACCUCGAGAGUUCCUGCAGGUGUACAGCGUCACCCCUGGAGGCCCACCUGCACUCAAAACAGCGGACAUCCUGGUGUGCAUCAAUGACACAUGUGUGCUGGGUCUGUCUCAUAAAGAAGUGGUGGAGAUGCUGAAAUCCGUCCCUAUGGGUCACAGUGUAGACGUGGUCCUCCGGCGAGGUUACCCCAUGCUCUACAACCCUGACGGCUGCCCCAAAACCAGUCUCUCCUCCCCCUCUGAUCCUAACAGUGCCAACCCUGCUGCCCCGGGUUCUGUACAGUCACAACCUCAGCAUCCCGAAGGACACCAGCCUGGCAUGGCGAACCUCAACCGCUCCAUGUCCCUCCACAACAGCUUCUUCCACCGCAUGCAGAAAGAGUCGUUGGAUGCUAAUGGCAACACAGCACCCCAAUCUUCCUAUUCCAUGGCCAAUGGCAAUGGUGUGGGAGGGACUAUAGGGUUGGGGGCAGUGCCUUCUUCAAAUGCUCCUCCCUCAUCAGAGAGAAUGAGCUCCAGUCACAGUGAUACGGAGGUCAGCUGUAUUGUCACACGCAGAGCUUCCCUUGUCCGCAGCUACAACAACAACUCUCUUCCCGCUCCCUCUCACGGCCACCACAGUUCCAAGUCUUCCGAGAGCAAUCUCUCCUCUACCACGCUCUCUCUGCCCCAACCUGAAGUGGGUCCGGCCAUCCAGCCACCAGGGGCGCCCAGCUCCCAGCAACCUCCCAUGCCCCAAACAUCUCUUGUUGUCUCUCCCCCAACUGAGCUCCCACCCUGUGGUUUUAACGGGUGUCCAGCCAACAACCUCCCACGACCUCAUCCAGGUGGCCUAGGAUCCCCCGGUGCCCCGGGUGGGGUAGGUUGCAGGGGAGGGGGUGAGCUGGUACCUGUGGCCUUGGGCAGGAGCGAGGGAGGGGGUAUGGGUUUCAGUGUGACGGCCGGGGGGCAGGGAGGGCAGCUGGCCGUGGUAAAGAGAGUCUGGGACAGGCGGCAAUGCCCCUCUCUACAGCCAGGGGAUGCUAUUAUUAAAAUCAACGGGGCAGAUGUGCAGAACCUCAGCUUUGCACAGGUUCAGCGGGUGCUUCAAGAACAUACUAAACAGGGUGAGGUGGUCUUACUGGUUUACAGAGGAGGUCCUCUCUGCUCUCCGGGCUCCCCAAAUGUCUAUAAGAGUCCUCCUCCCUCUCUGGGCACCCCUGAUCUGAUCUCUCCCUCCUCUGAUGGUGCUGUGCCCAGCCAGAGCACCCUUUCUCCCUCCUCACCCUCUGAUGACCUCCCCAACCUGGUCCAAAGCACCAGCUUCCUGGACUCAGUGCCCGUGACCCUCACUCUAGAGCCCCGUGACUGGUUAGGGAUUGACGAUGGAAUGGGUCAGUGGAGCGCUAACCUUGGAGCAGUGUCCAAAAGCCAUGCAGAUGGGAGGGGAGCAGCACCCUCCAGAGCGAUGGAGGUGGAGUUGAGACGGAGACCAGGGGAGGGGUUUGGAUUUGUCAUAGCCUCCCAGGAUGUAGUAAAUGGAUUAUCUCACCGGUUUGUGACUGUUCGUCGGGGGAGUCCAGCAGCACGCAGUGGUCAGAUCCAGCCGGGGGAUCAGUUAGAGGCGGUGGAGGGCAGAUCUGUGGUCACUCUGCCUCACAGAGACCUCGCACAGAUACUGCGCAGAGCCGGCAAUACACUCAGACUCACCAUUUUACCACGCUCCAACACUAACAAUAAUCUACCUGAGUACACUGACUUGGAAGCUGAGAGCCGGUCAAGAAAAGGGCAUAGAUCCAAGCAAAAGGACUCACAGUUUUAUAGUGUUGAUCUAGAGAGAGGCUCAACAGGUUUUGGCUUUAGUUUGAGAGGUGGAAGUGAGUAUAACAUGGGUCUUUAUGUCCUUGGCCUAAUGGAGGGUGGACCAGCCUCACGCAGUCAGAAAAUACAGGUUAGUGAUCAGCUCGUUGAGAUUAAUGGAGACAGCACAGCCGGGAUGACACACAGCCAGGCCGUGGAGCAGAUCCGCAAGGGAGGAAACUGGAUACACCUCAUACUAAAGAAAGGCAAUGGAUAUGUACCAGAUUAUGACCAUGAAACUGGAGAUGUCUCCCCCUCCUCUCUCUUUUCUAAAGAACUGCAUGUGGCUACAGUAAAUCACUCUCCUUCGAGAAGCAGCAGAUGGGUGGAUGAGAGAGGACAGGAGAGGAGAGAGAGGAGGGGGAAGGGAAACAUGAAAUCUGGGGGAAGGAGCAAAAAAAGAGGAACGGAGGAGGGCAGAGUCAUGUCUGAUAAUGAACGAGAAAAGGUUAGCACGAUGGGUAGCUCUCGGUGGACAGGAAGGAGGCGAAAGCAACAGCUGCAAUCACAGAGUUUACCCAGCACGCUGAGUCGUCGAGAGGGAAGACGGAGAGAAGAGGAGGAGGAAAUGAAAGGAGAGGGAGAAAGACAAAAAGCAAUGGGAAAAAGCAAGAUCAUGGGGGAAAGACGACAAAAAGUGAAAGAUUUUAGCUUUGAGAGAGAGAACAGUCACCCAGCGGAAGAAGAGAGAAUAGUAGAAAGAAAAAAGAAAGAUAACAACAGAACCAGCACACCGGAGGUCACACAGCAGGCACCCUUCUCCUUCCUCAUGCCUUUGGACAAUGAAGAUGAUGGGUCAGAUGCAGAAACAGUUCGCAGUUUCUCUGAAGUCAGUGUGUCGGCAGCCAGUAUCUCAUUCACGGGCACCCGGUGGGCCCUGGAGCACAUCAACCCUCUACAGGCCCCUGGAUCUUCUACUGCAGCCCCGGGACCCUGGCUAGUCCCCAGCCCUCACAAACUCUCUCAGGUUUUAGAGGGGAAAAGGCUGAGCCGGAAUAAGGGAGGACUGUGGUCCUAAUGCUGUUUCCCUUAAAUGGAUAGUUCACCCAAAAUAAAAAUUCUGUCAUCAUUUAUUCACAUUCUCAUGCCUUUCCAAACCCUUUUUUCUGUGACACAAAAGGACAUGUUAGGCAGAAUGUUAGCCCCAGUUACCAUUUACCUUCAUGGUAUGAAAAAAAGUUGUAAUGAAAGUGAAUGGUUACUGAGGCUAACGUAUGGAAGAAAGAAAGCCAUACUGGUUUGGAACAACAUGAGGGUGAGUAAAUGAUGACAGAAUAUUCACUUUAACUCUUUUCUCUCACUCUCUCUCACACAUAUAUACACACACACAGAUGUGCACACAACCUCUGUUUCUCAUACAGCUUCUCUAGCUCCCUCUCUGUAUGUGGUCUUCAGUACACAACUACCACCCCAUCAGUCCCUCUUCCAUCCUAAAUCCAUGUCCAUUUAGUCCUGAGUUAAGGCAUUGCAUAAUGAGGAGACCAAAGGAAAAUUGAAGUCAAGAUACUGCAGAGGUCUCCCAUACAGGCCAAUCAAGACUUAGUUUUAUCACCAUCUAGUGGCCAAGGAGAGACAAUGAGAAAUGCUGCCAUUACAUUUAGCAUUGGCUAGCAUAUUGGUAACUGCAAGGUCAGUUGUUAUGUGUCUAGUAUUCGUGGUGUCCUCAUCGCAUGUGUCUUUUUUCAUAAAAUUAUAAUAUAAAAAGGGGAAAAUUUAUUUAAGACAUGGUUGCUCAAUGCUGCUCACAAAAAUCUAUUGUCUGGGUGUGUUUGGACGUAAACUCUGCAAGAAAGUAGAUUUCCUGAAACAGAAUUGAUCAGCCUCGAUUUAAGAGAUUUUAUUAGCUGCUUGUUGAUUGUGACUGGAUUGUAACCCCCUUCCCUGAUGUGUGUGGUGGUCUUGCUGUUGAAACAGGGGAGAAGGAAGGAAGAAAACAGAACUAAAGUUUUAUUAUUGAGGCCAGUGAGCCAUAUCAAACCUCUCCAGGUGCCUUCUUCUUUAGCCAGUGUUUACCAAAAAAUAAACAAAUAAACAAGAAAAAGAACAUAAGACGUAGCAUAGAAGAAAGUGUGCAACACAAUACUGUUCUGCCUCUUUAAAGGGAUAGUUCAGGUAUUAUUACUCAUCCUCAUGUUGUUCCAAACCCAUAUGACUUACUUUAUUCUGUGGAACACAAAAGGAAAUUGUGAAUGUUGACUGAGGCUGUUCCACAGACAAAGAAAGUCAUAAGGGUUUGGAACAACUUGAGGGGGAGUAAAUGAUGAUAGAAUUUGUUUUACAUUUUUGGGUGAACUAUCCCUUUAACAUCUAUAUCUUUGCAAGACUUGGUUCACGAGUUGGGGAAAAUUCUGCACACGCUCUGCGAAACUUCAGCUUAUUGUCUUCAGAGUCAAAGUGAAAGAGAGCCAUUACAAGUGCCUCAUGCGAUGUUCCUUUAUACAGUACAUAGACUUCCCUCAAGCUUAAAAAUCAGGACCCAAAGUUUUUUUUUUUUUUUUUUUUUCAUUGUGGUACUUUGUGUUUGAAUGCUUUCCGAAUCAAUAUUUCAGACCCAUUUCAUUGCCCUCAACAUUUCAGAUAAAAAUUACGAAAACGAGAAAAUGAAGGCCGAUGGGUCCUAAUACCUGAGCCCUCCACCAAUCAGCAUCGAGCUUAAUGCGGAAUCUUCAUUUCAGGAGACUAAAAACAAAAAAAAAAACAAAAAAAAGAAGAAAAAAGGGCAUUUUGAUACAAGUCUUCUAUGCAUUUUAUAAGACUUACUGGUUAAAAAUUGUGGUAGAAUUUUUUUCUACCUUAGAUAUGAGAUUCAUAAUUUUUGUGUACUGUUAAAUACACAGGUCAGGUUGGUGAGUCAAAACCGAAAAUUAAAGGGAAGAUUUUCUGAGAUUUGGUGAUAAUCAGACAUGCUGUACCACCAGCUUAUGCAUUGUUCUUCACCUCAGAACUGUCUGAGCAAUAAGCGCUAUCUCUUUCUGUUCUGUGCCCUACCCAGCAAAGCUAGAUAAGCUCAUCAGAAAGCUGUGUUAGAAAUAUGCACAGUAAAAUCAUCUAGAUUGAUAGAUUAACUGGACUGAAAUGUAUCCGCACCAGUGUCAGAAAUUAACACCUAUUAUAGACACAGUUCACCCCAAACAAAAAAUUCAUUUACUAACCCUCAUGUCGUUCCAUACCCAAAUGGCUUUCUUUCUUUUAAUG
Messenger RNA from Myxocyprinus asiaticus (Chinese sucker), 6357 nucleotides. Its product is annotated as membrane-associated guanylate kinase, WW and PDZ domain-containing protein 1-like. Gene Ontology annotation, molecular function: protein binding. NCBI's taxonomy places the organism in Eukaryota, Metazoa, Chordata, Actinopteri, Cypriniformes, Catostomidae. The transcript has 17 exons. Gene Ontology annotation, cellular component: cytoplasm. Gene Ontology annotation, biological process: signal transduction. The record is from RefSeq and is a predicted model, not a curated record. Bases 281 to 4180 code for a protein of 1299 amino acids.